This is a messenger RNA of Drechmeria coniospora, 315 nucleotides long. RefSeq lists its product as uncharacterized. The coding region runs from base 1 to 315 and encodes 104 amino acids. The record is from RefSeq and is a predicted model, not a curated record. Lineage: Eukaryota; Fungi; Ascomycota; Sordariomycetes; Hypocreales; Ophiocordycipitaceae. The transcript has 3 exons.
AUGUCAUCCAGCACCGUUCUCGCCGACAAGGACGUCAACGCCCCCGUCGCCGACACCAUGCAGCAGGACAUGUCCAAGGACGUGAAGAGCAUGGAGUACCACCGCCAGGUGUUCCAGUCCAAGAUCGCCGAGGACACGUCUGGUGACAAGUACGUAUCGCCGUCGGACAACAUCAUGAGUCCCUGCACGGCCAAGAUCAACGCCCUGCGUAACAAGCACGCAGCCAAAGUGAAGCCAAAGUCUCUCUUCGCUCAGGCGAGCGCUAAGAAGCUCUCGGGCGAGAACCCCUUCGGCGCUCGACCGGCCAAGCCGUAA